This is a messenger RNA of Conger conger (European conger), 3090 nucleotides long. RefSeq names its product gastrula zinc finger protein XlCGF28.1-like. The transcript is spliced from 2 exons. The record is from RefSeq and is a predicted model, not a curated record. The coding region runs from base 207 to 1652 and encodes 481 amino acids. Lineage: Eukaryota; Metazoa; Chordata; Actinopteri; Anguilliformes; Congridae.
GCCUCCGGUCUGCAGACAUACCUUACUCAUUGAUUCAACCUCAGCGUAUUUUCAUACGCUUUUUAGUUCAUACAGUUUGAGCAAGGAUAUGGGAUCUUGCGCCGACAAAAUUACAUUAAUGAGUUCCUAAAAUCCAGUCGUUUAAUAACAGUCCGAGUCAUCAACGAAUAUUGGAGCUGAACAUCUACACGGGUUGGAGCAGCAGUAUGAUGCAGACAGGAGUGUGUCUGAGACAGGACACUGAGACAACACUACCAGAGCUCACUGAACAGCACAGGAUCAGACUGAAAGAAGAGGAACUCGGUGGACUGGUCCACAUGGCAGAGUCAGAGACGUGUGCUGCAGCAGGACUCAACACACUGGAGCCAGAGUGUGUGACAGCACACAGCGGGGUCAGUGACGUACACCAUACACACACAUCACUGAUUAAAACGGAAACUGAUCUGGGCUCCCCCCACACUGGGGAUCUUAGUACAAAAAGCCUAGACAGCACAGAGCUGGGAUAUAUAACCCAUCUGCAUCCUGACCAAAUCAAAGUGGAGGAUGAUGAUGAAGGAUACCUUCAGGCAGAACACAUCAGCGAUUUGCAGGAUAUUAAAUGUGUUAUUAUUGGAUCUGAUGAAAUGAAGUGGGAAUCCAGUGAGAGUUCAGUGAGUGAUCUCAUGAUGAAUGGAGCUGCAGGAGAUCACAGUGACCAGACUGGUCAAACCCAUACAGCGGAGAAGCCAUACAAAUGUACACACUGUGAGAAGUGUUUUAAUGUCAAAUCUGGUUUAAAUAGACAUCUGAAAAUCCAUACAACUGAGAAGCCCUACAAAUGUACUCAGUGUGAAAAGUGCUUUUCCAGAAAAUCUUAUUUGCAUAGCCACCAGAGGAUAAUGCAUACAGAUGAAAAGCCCUUCAAGUGUACUCUGUGUGAAAAGUGCUUUUCUACAAUAUCUCAUUUAAACACACACCAGAGAAUUCAUACAGGCGAAAAGCCAUACAAAUGUACUGUGUGUGGAAUGUGCUUUUCUACAAUAUCUCAUUUAAAUACACACCAGAGAAUCCAUACAGGUGAAAAGCCAUACAAAUGUACAAACUGUGAGAAGUGUUUUAAUACCAAAUCUGGUUUAAAUAGACAUGUGAGAAUCCAUACAGGGGAAAAGUCCUUUGAAUGCACUCAGUGCGGGAAGUGCUUUUCCACUGUAUCUUAUUUAAAUAGCCACCUGAUAAUUCAUACCGGCAAAAAACCUUUCAAAUGUUAUCAGUGUGGGCUGUGCUUUUCCAGAAAAUCAAAUUUGUAUAGCCACCAGAUAACUCAUACAGAUGAAAAGCCAUACAAAUGUACAUGGUGUGAGAAGUGGUUUAAUUCCAAAUCUGGUUUAAAUAAACAUCAGAGAAUUCAUACAGGUGAAAAGCCCUACACAUGUUCUGAGUGUGGGAAGUGCUUUUCCAGAAUAUCUAACUUAAAUAGCCACCUGAUAAUUCAUACAGGUGAGAAGCCCUACACAUGUACUCAGUGUGGGAAGUGCUUUUCCAGAAUAUCUAAUUUAAAUAGCCACCGGAUGAUGCAUACAGGAGAAAAGCCCUUCACCUGUAUUUAUUGUGGGAAGUGCUUUCCCAAUAUAUCAAAUUUAAAUCGUCACAAGAUGAUUCAUACUGCUUAUUGAUGCAAAAUAUUCUUUCUAUUCAAAAAAUUUGUCCAGGUGAAUGGCAAACUGGGAUGUGUUUUUAUAGAAAAGCAAAUUGAACUUGCUAUCUGGAAAUUCCUACAUGUAUGGAAAAUCACCAGGGUGGAAUUAAUACAGGUGAAGAGCCACGCAAGUGUCCACAGAAUUUCAAUUGCUGCCAAAUUUCAUUCAGUUGAAAAACCGUACCUACCUCAGUGUGGGAAGUGUUUCAUAGGUAAAUCAUUUAUGCAGCCACCAAAUAAUACAUGCAGGUGAAAAGCUUUUCAUAUAGAUUUUGUUUGAAUUAAGAAUCUGUUUUAAAUGACUCCCACGUUCAUAUGGGCAAAAAACAUGACAAAUUAUUUUAUGUAAAGUAUUUUAUGGAAGCAUACUUCAUGAGAUGUGCAUUGUGUGAAGUGUUUCCAGUGUUCAUCCAAUUGAAUCCAAUUCAACAACACCGGAUGAAUUGUACCAAAAUCCUUCAUGAUGAUUUCAGAAAUCAGCUGAAAACUAAUGUUGUGCAGUCCAUAAGUAUUUGUACAGUGAUCCAAUUCUAAAGGGCUGUAAUUCCCACGAGGUCCUCUCCGUAUGGAUGCAAAUACCCUCAAAGUGAAGUUCAGACUGGCAGACUUUAAUGUGAGCAUAUGGCAUCCAUAUACAAAUGAACAAUGUUUGAACUGCUGAUCUGCUUAAUCUGCAUCAGUGGUGGAAGAUGGACAGGUGUUUAAGUUUGUCUUGGAGAAUGGUUUAAAAUACUCCUGUGAUUUAAUGUGACACCGAUGUGAGAAGUUAUAUGUAUAAUGGGUUCAUUAUGUUUAUUUCAACACCAGGAAAUUUCAUCAGAAACUAAAUGCGUGUGACCCAUGGAGCUUUUUACAGGCUAGAGGACCUUUUCCACAGAGCCUUCUUAUCCAAGCAGCACUGUCUGUAGGUUAUUGAUUCCUCAAAUAAUAUUUUGGCCACUUUCCAAUAAGUUGUGAGGUGGAUAUUUUCCCUUGAAUUUGUUUUGUGAGCUGUCACCGAUAUUAUUGAUUGAGUAACAAUGUUAAAACUGAGUAUACUGUAGAAACAAACAUAGUAGUGCAUAUUGCCAACAUAUAUUCAGAAAAUUAAGUUGACAUACUGGCCUGCUUUUCACUUGUUGAUGAACCUGUAUGACAGUUGGAUUAAAAGCGUCUGCCUAAAAUGUAAAAAUGUAAAUUCAUUUUCUGUUCUUUUACUGCCAGUGUGGAGGCUGUAAUGUGUAUGAAAUAAUUGUACAUUGUGAAUGUGCACAUGCCAAGGCCUUUAUGGUUUGUAAAUGACUGUAUAAAUGCAUAUGUCCUGCAGUGUCGUUUGCUUUCUUCUAUUUUACCUCUUUAUGAAAGUUAUUUAAUUACUGUUGCACAUAACUCAUAGCACGAAUUGUGCAAGAAAUAAAAUUGACUCUCAAAUUUAA